Molecule: messenger RNA, 3499 nt
Organism: Pocillopora verrucosa
Lineage: Eukaryota; Metazoa; Cnidaria; Anthozoa; Scleractinia; Pocilloporidae
Source: RefSeq, a predicted model, not a curated record
CAUUAAUUACAAACACAACUCAACGAUGUCGGAAAGCAGAAUUAUGUGGGUUUUUUGGUUCCUGUUAAACGUCAUCCUUAUCACCUCAAAAGCAUCGAUUCCCAGUCCGACAGAAGCCACAUCCUUAUGUCCUUGCUCAUGCGACUCACCUUUGAAGGUCUUGCAAAGUUAUGCAACCUCAUAUUCUUCCUCCGAAGAAGGAAGUACUUCGUCCCUGCAUUUCUCAUCCUCAAGCACCUUUAGAUCUGGCUUUUAUGGCUCUUCACUAUGCUACUGCCGUUGCAGCACAACGAAAUCGACGAUUUACGAGAUGCCUCACUCAAAGUCAUAUGGCAGUUCAAUAUCCGUCAGCAGUUUCUCUGUGUAUCCGAGUUCCGAUACACACAGUACGUAUCUUCGUUUCAAUAGCGGAGAUUUCAGCUUAUCUCAGAGUUCAAGUUCUGCGAGUACCGAAAUUCGCAUUUCGUCAAGCUCUAGUGAGAGACCUUUUAGUUUGUACCCAAGUUCAAGUAGAAGCGGUUUAAGUUUUUCUCCUACUUCAGAGAGAAGUGGCCUCAGUACUUCACCAACUUCAGCAUUUUCUAUUACAACAGGAGACGUACCAUUGUGCCCUUGCCCUUGUCAGCGUAUUUCAAAGGAAUCGCAAGCCUCUUCCUCUCUCUACGUUUACUCAAGCGACAGAGAUCGUUCGUCCCAAUACGUCGUAUCUUCGUUCUGCCAUUGUCCCUGCAAAGGAACAUCAUCGAUUCAUUUCGAGACGUCUUAUACAGCUUCCUCAAGCUCUUCAGCAGACGCAUCCUUGUGUACUUGUCCUUGCAACUCUGUUUUCAAGGACUUGCAAAGUUCCUUGCCUGCAUAUGCUACCUCAUCCAAAAGUUUCUCAUUUUUGAUCCCUCUCUCCGUGGAUAAUUCUUCGUCAUUCACAAAAGCUUCAUUUAGCGAUGGAAGCAUUUCGUCCAAGUAUUACCUAUCCUCCAGUACUUCCUCACACAUUCUUGACCUCUCUUCAUGCUACUGCCCCUGCAGUGGAACACCCUCAAGUGUUUACCAAACACCUUUUUCCAGCCAUGCGGUCGAAGAAUACUCCUGCAUUUGUCCUUGCGAACUUGGUUUGAGUGACUCACAAAGUUCCUCAUUCCUGUAUGCAACCACAAGUGUAGUAAAUACCUCAUUCGCAUCUCGUAUUUCUUCGUCAGUCACAAAAGCAUUAUCGAACGAUGAGAGAAAUUCUUCUCAGUAUUAUUCAUUCGCGUCCACCUCUUCCAGCAUGCCUGGCUCUCACUUAUGCUACUGCCGCUGCAGCACAGCAUCUUCAACCGUCUAUGAGACAUCUAUGUACUCAUUUUCCAGUUCAGAAUCCUUGUGUACUUGCCCUUGUGGACCUGAUUCAAGUAACUUGAAAAGUUCUUCAUGGCUACAUGGUCUAUCGAGUGAUGCAAGGACUGCUUCCCAGUUCUUGUCGUCCUCGUCUCAUCCCAUGUCUGGUAUUUCCUCGUCAUUUGCAGAUGAUUCGUGGAGGGAUGGAAGUAGUUCGUACCUAUAUUUCUUAUCCUCGACCACUGCCAGUUCCAGCAUUUCUAACUCUUUGUUAUGCUACUGUCCUUGCACCACUACAACAUCGACGAUUUACCAGACGGCAUUUUCCAGUUCAGAAUCCUUGUGUACUUGCCCUUGUGGACCUGAUUCAAGGAACUUGAAAAGUUCUUCAUGGCUACAUGGUCUAUCGAGUGAUGCAAGGACUGCUUCCCAGUUCUUGUCGUCCUCGUCUCAUCCCAUGUCUGGUAUUUCCUCGUCAUUUGCAGACGAUUCGUGGAGGGAUGGAAGUAGUUCGUACCUAUAUUUUUUAUCCUCGACCACUGUCGGUUCCAGCAUUUCUAGCUCUUUGUUAUGCUACUGUCCUUGCACCACUACAACAUCGACGAUUUACCAGACGGGUUCAGAUAGCAGCAGUUACGGCCAGUCUGUGAGUUCUACUAUCGGAAGUUUGAGUGCCCUUAAAAGUUCAAGUUAUAUAAACUACAGCCCUUCUUCAGUUUUAAGCAGUACCAGUUAUUUUAUGUCACCGAGCUCAACUAUUCGAAAAGAAACCUCAUCACUAUCAUUAAGAAGUAGCUUCAGCAUUUCACUUGAUCCAAGUAGCAGAGACUUCAGUAUCUCACAAACGUCGGAAAGCAAUAGCUACACCAUCUCUACAAGCAGCACCCUUAAUAUCAUUAGAACAGACAGCAGUUUGAGUGUUUCAACACGCUCAAGUAUUAACAGUUUCACUGUCUCACAAAGUUCAAGUAGCAGCAACUCCAUUGUUUCGCAGAGUUCAAGCAAAAGCAGCUUCUUUUUUUCAUCACCUUCAAAUAGCAUCAGUUCCAAUAUUUCACCAAGUUCAAGUAGCAGCAGCUUCAGUGAUUCACCAAGUUCAAGUCGCAACAGCUUUAGUAUUUCAGUAAGUUCAAGUAGCAGCAGCUUCAGUAAUUCACCAAGUUCAAGUAGCAGCAGCUCCAGUGAUUCAGUAAGUUCAAGUAGCAGCAGCUUCAGUAUUUCACUAAGUCCAAGUGGCAGCAGCUCUAGUGUUUCACCAAGUUCAAGUAGCAGCAGCUUCAGUAUUUCACUAAGUUCAAGUAGCAGCAGCUCCAGUGUUUCAGUAAGUCCAAGUAGCAGCAGCUCCAGUGUCUCACCAAGUUCAAGUAGCAGCAGCUCCAGUGUUUCACCAAGUUCAAGUAGCAGCAGCUCCAGUGUUUCACCAAGUUCAAGUAGCAGCAGCUCCAGUGUUUCACCAAGCUCAAGUAGAAGUAGUUCCAUUGUCUCAGGUGUUUCAAAUAGCAGCGGCUUCAUUGUAGCACUGAGUUUAAGCAGUAGCAGCUCCAGCGUCUCCCCAAGUUCAAGUAGCAACAGCUCCAGUGAUUCACCAAGUUCAAGUAGCAGCAGCUCCGCUGUCUCACCAAGUUUAAGUAGCACCAGCUCCGGUGUUUCACCAAUUUUAAGUCGUAGUGACUCCAGCGAUUCACCAAGUUCAAGUAGCAGCAGCUCUACUGUUUCUGAAAAUUCAAGCAGCAGCAGCUUCAGUGUCUCACCAAGUUUAAGUAGCAGCAGUUCCAGUGUCUCACCAAGUUCAAGAAGCAGCAGCUCCACUGUCUCACCACGUUCAAGAAGCGCCAGCUCCGGUGUUUCACCAAGUUUGAGUAGCAGCAGUUCCAGUGUUUCAGUAAGUUCAAGUAGCAGCAGCUUUAGUGUCUCACUUACCUCGAGUAGCAGUGCCACAUCAAGUUCAGUGUAUAGUAUCUCUCCAACUUCAAGCAGCCAUAUUGACCCUGCUGCAACAAAAAUCCCUAGCAACUUGUAUCCUCACGGUCCAGAUCAGAAGGAUAAUGAACUUCGUCUUGAAGAUACUUCUUUCUCCUACGACCAAUGUUUGAAGAUCAACACAGAUUGGACUGGAUUUCCGUUUUUCACAGAAAGGCAUUACAAAUUAUACGUGAGUAAAAUUAUUCUACUAGAGACUUAA